Molecule: messenger RNA, 777 nt
Organism: Eruca vesicaria subsp. sativa (arugula)
Lineage: Eukaryota; Viridiplantae; Streptophyta; Magnoliopsida; Brassicales; Brassicaceae
Source: the annotation of a GenBank genome assembly
AUGCUAGCUCUCAUCAUCACCUCUCCUCCGGUUAUCUCCGCCGCUUCUCUCUCAAAACCUCUCCACUCUCUCUCUAAAUCCCCACUACUUCCCUUCUCUACCAAAGCCAAACCCACUUGCCCUUUCCCCAAAACCGCUCGUUCCGUCUCCAUCUACAAACCCCCGAUGAACAACCUCUUCAACAGACUCGGGUUCGGGUCUAGUUCCCAGAAAGACCCGUCUUCCGCAGCAAUAGCCCAAGGACCUGACGACGACGUUCCUUCGCCAGGUCAGCAGUUCGCGCAGUUCGGCGCGGGUUGCUUUUGGGGACUGGAGUUGGCUUACCAGAGAGUCCCUGGUGUGACGAAAACAGAGGUUGGUUAUAGCCAUGGGUUCGUGCACAAUCCCAUAUACGAGGAUGUUUGUACUGGUAUGACGGGACAUAACGAGGUUGUUAGAGUUCAGUAUGAUCCUAAAGAGUGUAGCUUUGAUAACUUGCUUGAUGUUUUCUGGAAGCGUCAUGAUCCCACCACCUUGAAUCGUCAGGGGAAUGAUGUGGGAACGCAGUACCGAUCAGGGAUAUACUAUUACACAGACGAGCAAGAGAAGUUAGCUCGUGAAUCUUUGGAGAAGCAGGAGAAGAUCUUGAACAAGAAGAUUGUGACUGAGAUUCUUCCCGCUAAGAAAUUCUACAGAGCAGAAGAAUACCAUCAGCAAUACCUGGCAAAAGGCGGUGGCAUGGGUCGGAGACAAUCGGCUGAGAAAGGUUGCAAUGAUCCAAUCAGAUGUUAUGGUUAA